AUGGUCCAUCUUGCUUCCAUUCCAGUGGUUAAUGGAGAUAAACCUCAAAGCGGGGGCACGCUGAAGAUUCCGAGGCCGCGAUCUCCACUUUACCUGUCUAACCAUUCCGACUGCUAUACCACGAGCGUCUAUGGCUCACGUUUCGCGGCCGAGCCCCUCCCGAAGCUGGAGAUGCCCGAGGGAGAGAUGCCUCGGGAUGUGGCCUAUCGUUUGAUCAAGGACGAGCUGAGCUUGGAUGGAAACCCGAUUCUCAAUCUGGCUUCGUUCGUCACCACCUACAUGGAGGAAGAAGCCGAGAAGCUUAUGACUGAGUCCUUCUCCAAGAACUUCAUCGACUACGAGGAAUAUCCCCAGAGUGCCGAUAUUCAAAAUCGAUGCGUGUCCAUGAUUGGCCGUCUUUUCAAUGCCCCCUCUGCACCUAACCAUGUCGGUGCCAUCGGAACAUCGUGCGUUGGUUCUUCCGAGGCCAUCAUGCUUGCCGUCUUGGCCAUGAAGAAAUGCUGGAAGAAUAAACGCGUUGCCAAGGGUCUCCCGUGUGAUAAGCCGAAUAUUAUCAUGUCCUCCGCCGUCCAGGUCUGCUGGGAAAAGGCAGCGCGCUAUUUCGAGGUCGAGGAGAAACUUGUAUACUGUGCUCCUGAUCGAUAUGUUAUUGAUCCCCAGCAGGCUGCGGAUCUGGUCGAUGAGAAUACCAUUGGCAUCUGUCUCAUUAUGGGGACUACGUACACGGGCGAAUACGAAGAUGUAAAGGCUGUCAACGAGAUCUUGAUCGAGAGGAACCUGGACGUGCCAAUCCAUGUUGACGCAGCUAGCGGCGGUUUCGUUGCGCCUUUCAUAUCGCCCGAACUUGAGUGGGACUUUAGGUGUGAGAAGGUUGUAUCGAUCAACGUAUCGGGCCACAAGUACGGCCUUGUCUAUCCUGGUGUUGGUUGGGUUUUGUGGCGUUCGCCCGAGUACCUCCCGCAGGAACUCGUCUUCAACAUCAACUACCUCGGCGCCGACCAGGCUUCCUUCACACUCAACUUCUCCAAGGGUGCAUCUCAAGUUAUUGGUCAAUAUUAUCAACUGAUCCGCCUGGGAAAGAAGGGUUAUCACGCCAUCAUGUCCAACCUGACAAGAGUUGCCGACUACUUGACCGAGAGCCUUCGCCAGAGUGGCUUCAUCAUCAUGAGCAAGCCCGCUGGUGAGGGUCUUCCUCUCGUUGCUUUCCGUUUCGCCAAGGACGAGAACCGCGAGUAUGACGAAUUCGCGCUGGCCCAUCAAUUGCGGGCCAGGGGAUGGGUUGUACCUGCCUACACCAUGGCCCCUCAUACGAAUCGUAUGAAGAUGCUCAGGGUUGUCGUGAGGGAGGACUUCUCCAAGAGUCGCUGUGACAAUUUGAUUGCCGACAUCAAGCAGUCGGUCGAGUUCCUUAACCAGAUGGACCGCGAGAGCGUCAAACGACACGAGGCUUAUAUUUUGAAGCAUCAUACUGCUAGUGGCCGGUCUACGCAUAGCCCCACGAUCUACACGAAGGAGGACCACUCGUUGCAGGCCAAGACUGGAAAGACGCAUGCCAUCUGCUAG
Messenger RNA from Scedosporium apiospermum, 1563 nucleotides. Its product is annotated as Glutamate decarboxylase. Gene Ontology annotation, molecular function: glutamate decarboxylase activity; pyridoxal phosphate binding. Bases 1 to 1563 code for a protein of 520 amino acids. Gene Ontology annotation, cellular component: cytosol. The transcript is spliced from 7 exons. Lineage: Eukaryota; Fungi; Ascomycota; Sordariomycetes; Microascales; Microascaceae. The record is from RefSeq and is a predicted model, not a curated record. Gene Ontology annotation, biological process: L-glutamate catabolic process.